Messenger RNA from Spizellomyces punctatus DAOM BR117, 3258 nucleotides. RefSeq lists its product as uncharacterized. The transcript has 5 exons. The record is from RefSeq and is a predicted model, not a curated record. Bases 74 to 3118 code for a protein of 1014 amino acids. Lineage: Eukaryota; Fungi; Chytridiomycota; Chytridiomycetes; Spizellomycetales; Spizellomycetaceae.
CAAUGCGUUCCUGGCAUCUCCUCCCUACAAUUGAAUUUCAUCGCAUCUCAAUCAAAGCAAUUGCCAAUCGAAAAUGUUGUCGUCAUUCCUAAAGCCUUAUGCUGGUAGAUGCGGACUGUAUCUACAGAUAUCUGGCGGUGUCGACCCGCAACCUCAACCGCAAACCGCAAAGUUAACUUACGUUAAUGCUGUUGCCACUGUGCGUGACUCUGUCGCAUCGGUCUUGGUCGAGCAAAGUUAUCAAAAUAGCUUCAAUGAGGCGGCAGUAGAUGCCGUAUAUAUCUUUCCACUUUACGAAGGUGCCGCUGUAUGUGAUUUUGAAGUUGAAAUAGAUGGACGAAAGGCUCGAGGAGAGGUCAAGGAAAAAGAAGAGGCUAAAAAGGACUUUCAGAAGGCAGUUGAUGAAGGCAAAUUAGCAUCGUUACUAGAGAGCCAUAGCGCUGAUGUAUUCCAAACUUCAAUUGGUAACAUACCUGCUGGAAAGGUCGUAACCAUCCAUUUGAGAUACAUCUCAGAGCUCAAGGGGGAUGCUCAAGCAGAUCAGCUUCGUUUGGUCCUUCCAACAACAAUUGCACCUCGUUACAAUUCUGGAUCCAUACCACAUCCCGCAGAGGCAGGAUCGCAACCCGCGGGGACGUUGCUAAACAUAUCCGUGCGUUGUGAGAUGACAUAUCCAAUUCUCUCCGUAAAGUCUCCAUCACAUUCAAUGGAGAUCUCGCUGGGAGGAGACGAUGAGUCUCAGCCUCGAGAUCCUUGUAAAGCAGGUGCAGGAUUCAUUUCGGACACCUUUCUCAAUGGGGACUUUGUGUUUCUUGUCAAGGCCAAGGGUGUAGAUGAACCACAUUGCGUUGCCGAACCGCAUCCUACGGAAGGCACUAACGCGCUGGCGUUAACCCUGAGCCCCCGCUUCGCACUUACCGAAAUCCGCACGAGCGAACUUGUGUUUAUCAUUGAUAGAUCAGGCUCCAUGCAAGGCCGUCAAAUUGAGCAGGCCAAAACAGCUCUUCAGUUGUUUCUCCGCUCGAUCCCUCAUGGCCAUUUCUUCAACAUUGUUUCGUUUGGAUCUACUCAUACAUCGCUUUUCCCAACGUCGUACGAGUACACUGAAGAGAAUCUCGGGCUUGCACUACGAGCUGUUGGCGAUAUGCAAGCGGACAUGGGUGGCACGGAAAUAGCUAGCGCAUUAUCGACAGUAUUGAAGAAUAGGAAUAAGAAGAUGCCAACGCAGAUUUUCGUGCUCACGGAUGGAGAAGUAACAAACGUACUUGAGGUUAUUAAACAGAUCGAAUCUGCUGUUAAUGAUGCCCAAGAGAGAAAAGAGCCGUUCGUGAGAGUCUUUUCGCUCGGGGUUGGCGAUGCCGUGUCUCAUCACCUUGUUGAGGGGUUAUCGAGAGCAGGUCAAGGUUUUGCCCAAUUUGUGCUGUCAAACGAAAGAAUGGAGGAAAAAGUUGUAAAGAUGCUGAAAGCAGCACUGAUUCCUCCGAUUACAAACCUUCGCAUCUCGUGGGUUGAAGCCAAAAGUGUUGACGACGAUUUUGAAAUUAUCAACCCAAGCACGGAAGCUACUACCGUCAGCUCUGAGAAGGAAUCACAGCCAACAGUCAUCAAUCUAUUCAACCCAAACCCAAUUGCCUCCAAAUCUCCACCUCCACUUUCAAUCCCCGAUUUGAAGCGCGAUGUCCAGACAGCUCCAUUCCAAAUUCCGCCCUUGUUCCCUGGAUUCCGUUUCGUGACUUACGCUAUCUUGGCGCCAACCAUUCAGAUUCCAUCCAAAGUACUACUUACGGGCAGCACUCCAGACGGGCCAGUGGAAUUAGAGGUGCCAGUUGUUAGGCUUUCUUCCUCAGGAGACACACCCAUGGUACAUACCCUUGCUGCCCGUAAACUGAUUCAAGAUCUAGAAGAAGGCAGGAGCUGGAUUGGACCUUUCUUGGAGAAGAAAGGUUUUGUCGCGGUACCCGAUAGCAUGAUCAAGCAGGAAGUUGUCAGACUAGGUGUCCACUAUCAUCUUGCCAGCAAGCAUACGAGCUGGAUAGUUGUCGAUGAGGAAACAAAGGUCGAACGCAAGAUAGAUGUGUCUGAUAUAGUCGCUCAGCAUUGGCGAAUGAGUCCUGGCAGAAUGCGGAAGCGGGUGGCGUGUCUGGCAGCGUAUGCGCCUUCACCACCACCACCAGCAGCAGCAGCAGCAACAUCAUGGGGAGCAGCUGAACCACGUGUGGUACCGCUUGCGUCUUUACCACCACCACGACCGCCACCAGCAUCAUGCAGAGCAGCUAAACCGUUUACUGAGUCCUCCAAGGCAGACUUGCUUAGCGCUAUUCGAAGUAGCGGCGGCUCUUGCAAAUCUGGAGCCGGUUUUUCUACUGUACCCAAGGCAACCUACAUGUCAGGGUACGGCGCGAGCAACGUAACAUUUGGAUCAGUUGAACGUGGCUACCAAGAUCCGGCGGACGACAUAGGGUCCCUUCUUCGCUUCUCGCUGAGCUGUCGAGGUGGAUCAGACUCUGAGAACGAUGAGGAUUCCGAGGAGGACGAUGUGGAGUACGAGGACGUUGCAGAUGAGGUGGCUAUGGACAGUGAACCUUUGCAAUUGAGCUCCGCGAUGGCUCCCAUGUUUGGAGGAUCUGGUGCACCUGGAGGUGCUGUGGCACCAGCAUUGCCUUGCGCACCGCCGUCUUUGCAAAGUGCUCCAAAGCCAUCAUCAGACCCUCAUGCCUUACUCCAUUUGAUCACUGCCGAACAGUCGUUUGCUGGAUCCUGGCCAAAAAGCGAUCGCCUUAUCCAAAUUCUUGGCCUUACUGCUGAAGCAGUAUCCGAGGGCUUGGCAAGUCUCAAAGCCGAUAUUCCACGGAAUAUAGACGACAAUCUCUUUAGUACGGUCUACAUGACCUCUGUCGUGUUGACAUAUCUUAAAGCCCGCAUGUCUGCUCUUCAAUCUUCCUCUGUUCUGAUUGAGGAAAAGGCACAAAAGUUUAUUGCGCGGACUCUUGAUCAGCUCUUUCCUGGAGAGGGUGGUAAAUCACCAACUUUGUGGGUUGGAACUCUUGAGAAGCCUCAAACGGUGGAAGAAGCCAUUCAACUGGUAGUGGAUAAUAUUCUGAGUAAUAUGAAAUCUUAGGUAGAAACGGUACAUUUGUAGAUAAACACAGGAUAGGAAUUUUCAGUCAGGUUAGGUAUUGGAGCAGGAUAGUACAUAUGUGAAUAACUCAGAAUUUCUAUGGAACAGCUCUGCCAGAAUAUAGUCGCAUGUUUACUCGC